This is a messenger RNA of Thrips palmi, 2164 nucleotides long. Its product is annotated as protein turtle-like. Lineage: Eukaryota; Metazoa; Arthropoda; Insecta; Thysanoptera; Thripidae. Bases 179 to 583 code for a protein of 134 amino acids. The transcript has a single exon. The record is from RefSeq and is a predicted model, not a curated record.
GCGGCCCGCCCGCCUCGGCGCCUCCCCCAACGCCAGCGGCCUGGAGACGUCCCCGGAGAGCAGGUCCUCGUCGUCGGGCUUCGGCAGCAAGAACACCAGCUCGCAGCCCAACCAGAGCGGGCUGAGCGCGCUGAGCGUGUCGCCGCCGUACCGGCCGCCGCCCGCGCCGCCGCAGACCAUGAUGACGGCCUCGACGUCCACCUCGCGGCUGGGCCUGGGGCUGGGCCUGCAGGACUGGAUCGGUAUCACCGCGGGGCUGCCGCAGCGGCCGUCGCCGUCGUCCUUCCAGGACAAGCAGGGCUGCGACGUGAGCGUGGACGGCCACUACGAGUUCGACACGGUGUUCGUGGGCACGCCCACGCGCGACGACCGCGGCCUCAGCGACUCGGAGACCACCUUCCAUGCCACCAUGGACGAGGACCAGGACGCCAGCCAGUCCAGCGACUCGCUGGCGCGCCGCUCCAAGCACGACAAGCACUACAACAUCGAGGCGCGGGUGCAGGCCAUGAAGGAGGAGUUCGCGGCGUUCAGGGAGCGCCAGGCACGCCGGCGACGCAGCCCCCAGCUGGAGAGCGUGUGCUGACCAAAGAUCUCAAAACAUUGCUGGACUUCUCGCGCCCCUGUGGGGCCCCACGGGGGGCAAAGUAAUAAAAUAAUAAUUGUUUUAUUUAUCUAGGUAACAAAGUUAUUUGCGCAAUUGAAUCAAAAUUCGUAUAGAGUUGACUAUACGGAGCGAUAAUGCACAGUUUGAUACUUUUUCAUGUCGAUGCUCAGAAACAACGCCUGGACUGACGGACAACUGACGUACUUUGAACGAUUUCGGGCCGUGAUCCUCGCGGCGUGGUGUUGACGCCCACGUGACGCCCACGUCGCGGUUUGACGCCCUGGCCAUCAAGUGCACUGCCAUUGUGAUGACUGACUGGUAGCUAGCGCUCAAGAGGUACCGACUUAAGUGGAACUAGUUAUCAACUAGUUAUAAAAGGAACCCUAUCAUGUAAUUAUCCAACAAUGAAUUCUAAAUUAUGAGUAAAAUUGAUACUACUAGUUGUUAGUUGAUGAAUGUGUGUGUGAAUGGCUUCGCCUAGUGCGAAGCAACAGACUAUGUAUUUGUAUGCGUUUUAUUAAACCCUUCACUGCUAUGAGGAUCAUGCAGCACCUCUGUUCUAUUAGAUGAACCAUUAUAUGAUAUUCUAAGGAGCUGAGCUCAAACUAGGAGACUACUUCAAAUCAAAUGAAUUGAACAUUUACUCAAAUUAUGAAGAAUAUGGUAUUUCUUGUUGACAACGUGGGUUUGACUUCUGCCAGCUCACGUAGCAAAACACUAACGCUUAACCUUUUGACGAUUUGUGUUCAUGCUUUGAACUGUUUUUGGGUGAUGUCUGAUUUUGUCAAAUUGACGACUUCAAUGGUUAACUUAUUUAUUUCCGCACAAUGUUUAAUUUAUAUGAACAGUGAUCUGUUUACAUCUUAAUUGUUAUGCUCUCAUGUAUUUACAAGAUGUUGGAAAUUAUAUUUAUUGGACUUUGUUCUGAAAGUACAAAGAGUCAAAGUACUCAAUUAUUUUAUAGUAGCUUUGUUCAAAUUAUUAUUACUUUUAUUAUUAUUAAUUUAUUUAUUUGUGUACAACAAAGUCCGUAGAGGCUUUCACUAUUUUGUUGGUUCCUACCGUUACUCACUUGGUACAUUAAUGCCUUACUUGCCACGUUGUUUGAUACUCAAUUAAUUGUUUAUGCAACCUGUUAUGUUUUUCUGCCAUUCGUAUCUCUACCCCAUUUCAUUUGUGUGUUGUGUGAAUGUGUGUUCAUUUGGCUGAGGGUACCCAUGUCAAUGACUAUGCUAAAUGUCCUACCAUCUGUCUUAAUUACAUUUCCUGAUAUACUUGGCUGAGCAUACCCAUGCCAAUACCGGGUCUGUAUUAAUCAAGUCACGAUCUUUUUUUUUAUAUUUUACCUCGUGGCUUAACAAAAUUUGUAUAUAAGAUUUAGAUAUAGGUAAGUCCCUGUUAUGAUCGUUGAGGAAGAUAUCCUCAGAUGCUGCAAUAUUACAGAUAUAUUCUAAAUUUUUUAAAAUCAAACACAAAUAUAGGUCUGCAAGUAAUGUAUGUUCUUAAACUUGUGUAAAUAUAUAAUAAAAAUGCAACACAAUUUAGUACUUUAUAAAUACA